Molecule: messenger RNA, 298 nt
Organism: Musca domestica (house fly)
Lineage: Eukaryota; Metazoa; Arthropoda; Insecta; Diptera; Muscidae
Product: metallothionein-2
Exons: 2
Coding region: 73-207 (44 amino acids)
Molecular function (GO): metal ion binding
Source: RefSeq, a predicted model, not a curated record
UUAGAACAUAAGUUCAGAUCACAACUUAUACGUGUCAUUAAAAAAAUAAUAAAAAGAAAACUCUUUGCCAAAAUGGUUUGCAAAGGAUGCAAUAACAACUGCCAAUGUUCCACAACCAAAUGUGGUGACAACUGUGCCUGCAACAAGGAAUGCAAUUGUGUCUGCAAGAAUGGACCCAAGGAUCAAUGCUGCUCUAAUAAAAAUUAAUUCUGAUUAAUGCUAAAAAAUGUAUUUAAAAGUUUAUAUGAGAAAAGAUUGACGAAAAUUGUGAAGAAAUAAAGCUCUUAGAUUCUCAAGA